Durio zibethinus is the source of this 1515-nucleotide messenger RNA. RefSeq names its product EXORDIUM like 3 (gene EXL3). The record is from RefSeq and is a predicted model, not a curated record. NCBI's taxonomy places the organism in Eukaryota, Viridiplantae, Streptophyta, Magnoliopsida, Malvales, Malvaceae.
UAAAAUUCAAAAUAUUAUAUUUUAUCAGUAACUUUUUUAAAAUUAAAUCUCUGAAUUCCCUCUCUCACUCUCUCUCUGUUAUUUAUAUACACUCCUAAUCACCAUCACAAGCGCUUGAGUACUAUACCUCCCAUUUCCUUUUUUUUCCACUCUUUGAAUCCCCUUAAAAAAAAAUGCACCGGAAUCCGGUGCUUCUCAGCUUUAUCCCAGUUUCUAUACUGCUGAUAGCAACUCCGGUCAUCGGAUAUCGUCCAUGGCCCCACUUAAAAUCCAACAGCUCCGAUUUAAUGUUCGGAGGCUCCAAGAAAUUCGAGGGCUCAUCAGAGUUCGUCAACAUGAGAUACCACAUGGGCCCAGUGCUCACAGCCAACAUCACCAUCCACGCAAUAUGGUACGGCCGGUGGCAGAAAUCCCAAAAGAAGAUAAUCCGCGAGUUUAUCAACUCAAUCUCUGCCGACAAUGCCAAGCACCCUUCGGUUGCUGGGUGGUGGAAGACCGUACAGCUUUACACGGACCAAACGGGGGCCAACAUCUCCCGUACGGUGCGCUUGGGGGAAGAGAAAAACGAUCGUUUUUACUCGCAUGGGAAAUCCCUCACGCGCUUAUCAAUACAGUCCGUCAUAAAAAGCGCGGUAACAGCGAGUACGAAACCGUUGCCGAUAAAUCCCAAGAGUGGGCUUUACCUCUUGCUCACAUCCGAUGACGUGUACGUCCAGGAUUUUUGCGGCCAAGUGUGUGGGUUCCACUAUUUCACAUUUCCAUCCAUCGUGGGCUACACGCUCCCAUACGCAUGGGUGGGUAACUCUGCCAAGCGUUGCCCGGGGCUAUGCGCCUAUCCCUUCGCCGUACCGGAAUACAUGCAGGGGUUUAAGCCAUUAAAAUCACCCAACGGUGACGUGGGAGUGGACGGGAUGAUAAGCGUGAUCGGACACGAGGUUGCUGAGCUGGCAACCAACCCAUUGGUGAACGCUUGGUAUGCCGGCCAAGACCCAGUGGCUCCCGUGGAAAUAGCGGAUUUAUGCGAGGGUAUUUAUGGCACUGGAGGUGGUGGGUCUUACACGGGACAGCUAUUGAACGAUAAAGAGGGUGCCACGUAUAACAUGAAUGGUAUCAGACGAAGGUACUUGGUUCAGUGGCUUUGGAAUCACAUCGUGAGUUACUGUACUGGGCCUAAUGCUCUUGAUCAGUAAUUUUUGGGUUUCUGUUAUUGUUUUGCCAUGUUGUCUUGUCUAUGUCGUUUUUCUUUUUGGGUCUGGGUUUUGGGUGACUGUUGAUGCAUGAUUAGUUAAGGUAGUUAAGUUUGUUAAAUAUGUACUUUUAUAAUAACUAUUCCUAAUAUACUAUUUUUGUAUACCAAUACGUUGUGCUUCAAUGCCCGCCUUCUUUUCAAACUACUCCCAUCGAUUGAAAGUUAUCAAACCAAAAUUAUAUAGCUUGUAAUUGUACAUUUAUUUCAGGCCUUGACCCUUUCUUUUGAAAGGAAAAUGAAAAAGAUUUUUGAUUGCGAGACGGUAA